CUUUGAAACCCGCUGUAAGCCAAGCCGGUCCAUACACAUAAUGUAGAAAGUACAUAAAUUCUCCAAUCAUUCAAACAGACCGCGACGAGGCGACACGCGCCUUUUCCAACGACUAUCCAAAUCUCGGACCCAGAUAACUCGGGCCAUCUCCCCCAUACAGCCAUACAGCCAUACCGCCGUACUGCCUAUUCCCAAUCGCGAUCGAAACUGGUGUCGCACGCUUAAACGGUGGAGCUACAAAACUUUAGUUCCAAUCAGUCCAAGGAAUUAAAAAUCAAAGUAAAGCAGAAACAGAGACAUAACAAGGCCCUCGAAUCGGGGCCAAAAUAGUCAAGAUGCAGACCGGCUACCGCCCUUACCCGCAGCAACAGGUGCCGCCGCCGCCGCCGCAGCAGCAGCAGCAACAGCAGCGUACUCCCCAUUCGGCCGGACAGCGACGAGGAGGCAUUGGUCCCAUGAUGUCGUCCGGUCCUCAUCAUCAAGUUCCCCUGACUCAGGCGCAAAUCGCCCAGCAGCAACAGGCCGCCGCCAUACAGGUCGAGAUGGCUAAGCGGCGCAGUCGCAAGCCAACCGAUAAGAAUCUCCCUGAUAACAUCGACGACUGUGCCGUCGGUGAUAUGGCGGUGAGAUAUCGAGAGCUUAGGGAUUUUGAGAGAAGACUCGAUGCAACUAUGACGAGAAAACGCCUCGAUAUUGUCGAUUCGGUAAAUCGAAGCGUCAAGCGCUGGAAGACGCUUCGGAUCUGGAUUACCAAUACCGCAGAAGAUCAAGUCUGGCAAGGGAAUGGUCUUGUCGAUACCUUUGAUUUCAGUUCUAAUCUAGAGCCCACCUAUCGCAUUAAGAUUGAAGGACGAUUGUUGGAUGACGACGAUGAUCUCGACAAGGAUGAUGAUAGUGAAGAUAACACGGGUGAAUCUGACGACGCCGACCGCAUGGAGGAAGACACGAAACCGAAGGCGAAGUCUCCGAAAUAUAGGUUCUCUCAUUUCUUCAAGGCCUUGAGCGUAGAUUUUCCUAGCAAUCGGAAGGGCAUCGAUCAGGUCGUCGAAUGGAAGAAGCCGGAGCGUGCUGGUCCAUCGUCGAGUCUUCCCGCUGCUGCCGACUUCGACGAACUGACGUUCAAGCGUAGCGGAGACGAGAACCUUAAUAUUACGAUCAAUCUCUACAGGCACGAGGAGCCCGAGCGGUACGCGGUUAGCCAGGAGUUAGAAGACAUUGUGGACAUGUCAGAAGCUACACGACAGGAGAUAGUGAUGGGGAUUUGGGAAUACAUUAAACUAAUGGGGCUACAAGAGGACGAGGAGAAGCGCAAUUUCCGGUGUGAUGAUUUAUUGAGAAAAGCUUUUGGCAUCGAGACGGGGUCGAUUCCUAGGCUGCACGAAUAUAUUACACCGCAUCUAAAACCCCUACCACCGGUCAAGCUUCCCUACACCAUCCGACUAGACGAAGACUUCCACAAAGACCCACAGCCGACCGUCUACGAUGUUCGCGUCGCUGUAGAUGAUCCGUUACGCGAGAAGAUGUCUUCGUUCCUUAGCAACGCUGGUUACGCCAACAUGCUGAAGGAAGCUGCUUCCCUUGACGACCAGCUCGCUAUCAUAAUCCACGCGAUCCACGUGUCCAAGGCUAAGCAUGCCUUCCUAACGUCUCUUAGCGAGGACCCUGCCAUUUUUGUAAGGGACUGGUUGAGCUCGCAGAAGCGUGAUCUCGAUGUAAUUAUGGGAGAGUCAAUGAGAGGCACUGGUGAAGAUGCUACUGGAGACGAGUGGAGAAAGGGAGGCAAAGAUAGUAUCUGGUCUACCGUCAACGCUCGCGAAAGCGUUACGGUGAUGUUAUCUAAGCAGUCUGUCUUACCGCAGCGAUAGCUCCUAAGUUAACCCGUGAGGUGCUUGGGAAUCAAGAGGAAGGAUGGAGAUGACUACCUGAGUAAUAGUCAAGGCAAUGGCGUAUGGCGUGCUAGUUUAUGGCUUAGGAUUACGAGUUAGAUUCGUAACCUCUUGGUGUGUAGUAGGAGAGUGGCUCGAGGAAAAGAGGUUCUAUAUCCCUGUAUUAGUAGAAUGGGCAUCGGCAAGAAAACGUCUUAGGGGCUGGGUCCAGAAUCAACAUGAUCUAGAGACAAUCCACGGUCGCUCUAGGGGGCUACUGUAACCUUUGAUUAGAGCCCUAGUACAGCAAUCUCGUAAUAAACUGAUAUAACAUCCAUUAA
Molecule: messenger RNA, 2206 nt
Organism: Daldinia decipiens
Lineage: Eukaryota; Fungi; Ascomycota; Sordariomycetes; Xylariales; Hypoxylaceae
Exons: 4
Coding region: 336-1865 (509 amino acids)
Biological process (GO): regulation of transcription by RNA polymerase II
Cellular component (GO): SWI/SNF complex; nucleus
Source: RefSeq, a predicted model, not a curated record